UAGAGAUCACAAGAGCCAACUCCCCAUAUGUAACGCUACCUCGCUCAACGCCCACCUCUGAUCAUUCUCCUUAGACCCAGAUGGACAAUCGAAUCCAUGGAGGAUGCUCGCCACCGCGUCUCGCCCUCCGCGUCGCCUCCGUCCUCCUCUUCCUGUGCGUAGCCGUGACCCCGGCGGCGAGCCAUGGCCCCCAUGGCAAUGACACCGGCCUGCACAAGAACUUCCUCGUCAUCGUGCGCAGCCCGUACGAGUACGACACGAAGCUGUACAAGAACACGUCGAGCUGGCACGCGUCGCUCCUGGCCGAGGUGUGCGACAUGGCCAAGGAAGCGAUGGAGAAUGACCCCUCCUCCGUGACCCGGCUCCUAUACUCGUACCGCAACGUCGUCAAUGGCUUCUCCGCCCGUCUGACGGUGGAGGAGCUGGAGGAGAUGAAAAAGAAGGACUGGUUUUACAAGGCCUAUCCUGAGAAGACGUACCACCUCAUGACCACGCACACGCCCAAGAUGCUGGGGCUCAUGGGCGAGGACCGCGCCGGGGAAGGCGUGUGGAACACCAGCAACAUGGGCGAGGGCAUCAUCAUCGGGGUCCUCGACGACGGCAUCUACGCCGGCCACCCGUCGUUCGACGGCGAGGGAAUGAAGCCGCCGCCCAAGAAGUGGACUGGCCGCUGCGACUUCAACAACACGGUGUGCAACAACAAGCUCAUCGGCGCGCGGUCCUUCUUCGAGUCGGCCAAGUGGAAGUGGAAGGGCAUCGACGACCCGGUGCUCCCGAUCAACGAGGGCCAGCACGGGACGCACACGUCCAGCACCGCCGCCGGCGCGUUCGUGCCCGACGCCAACAUAUCCGGCCUCGCGGUGGGCACGGCGGUCGGCAUGGCGCCCCGCGCGCACAUCGCCUUCUACCAGGUGUGCUUCGAGACGAAGGGCUGCGACCGGGAUGACAUACUGGCGGCGGUCGACGAUGCCAUCGAGGACGGCGUCGACGUGCUCUCUAUGUCUCUUGGCGGGAACCCGGACGCUGACUUCUCGGAGGACCCCGUCUCCUCGGCGCGGGGGCCGAACCUGCAAAGCCGGGGGAUUCUAAAGCCUGACAUCAUCGGCCCGGGAGUGAACAUACUCGCGGGCGUCCCCGGCAUCGCGGACUUGGUGUUGCCGCCCAAAGCAGAGAUGCCCAAGUUCGACGUCAAGUCCGGCACGUCCAUGUCGUGCCCGCACCUCGCCGGGGUCGCCGCGCUAAUGAAGAACGCGCACCCGACGUGGUCGCCCGCCGCCAUCAAGUCGGCGCUGAUGACGACCACGGAAACCACCGAUAACGAGAAGAAACCGUUCCUCGACGUGGACGGCACGCAGGCGACGUACUUCGCCACGGGCGCCGGGCACGUGAACCCGAAGAAAGCCAUGGACCCGGGGCUCGUGUACAACCUGUCGGCGUCGGACUACGUCCCGUACCUGUGCGGGCUCAACUACACGGACCAGCAGGUGAACUCGAUCAUCCACCCGGAGCCGGCGGUGGACUGCACCAAGAUAACAAAGAUCGCCGAGAAGGACCUCAACUACCCGUCAAUCACCAUCAUCGUCGACAAGGCGGACACCGUCGUGAACGCCACCCGCGCGGUGACAAACGUCGGCGUGGCAAGCUCGACGUACAAGAUGGAGGUUGAGGCGCCGAAAUCGGUGACGGUGGAAGUGACGCCGACGAAGCUGGAGUUCAAGGAGCUGGACGAGGUCUUGAACUACACGGUCUCCGUCAAGGCCAAGGCCGUGCCGGAAGGCGCCAUCGAAGGGCAGCUCAAGUGGGUCUCCAGCAAGCACAUCGUGCGAAGCCCGAUCCUCAUAUUGCCCGGCGACGGGGAAGAGGAGGCCACGUCGGGAGCUGAGGGGCCUUCAGCUCAUGUUAGUUCUUUGCUCGAGUGACAGAUUGUUUUGUUUUGUUUUGUUUUCUUUGCUCGUGUUGAAAUACAGGUGUUGAUGAUCGUGACAACUGUUUUUCUUCAUUUAGGGGCAAAUGUAUGUGUGGCUGCAGUCCCCCUCUAUAUUGACAUGCGAUCUAUUGUAUUUAUUUGGGUAGGAGGUGUAUUUAAGGAUCACUUUGCCCUCAAUUAGAAAGAAAUUUC
Triticum aestivum (bread wheat) is the source of this 2119-nucleotide messenger RNA. RefSeq names its product subtilisin-like protease 4. Lineage: Eukaryota; Viridiplantae; Streptophyta; Magnoliopsida; Poales; Poaceae. The record is from RefSeq and is a predicted model, not a curated record. The transcript is spliced from 2 exons. Gene Ontology annotation, molecular function: serine-type endopeptidase activity. Gene Ontology annotation, biological process: proteolysis. Bases 81 to 1919 code for a protein of 612 amino acids.